AUGGAUCUGGAUCUGACAGAAGCAGACAGAGCAGUGACAGCCGCUCAGCGGGACCCAGGCUGUUUGGGCUUCGGCCUGCCCCGAGAGGCCCCCCAAGACCUAGUGCACAGGCGGCGGGAGAGCAGAGACGGAGCGCUCCUUGAUGUGAGAGAAGCUUCAGCGGACGACAUCAAGAAAGCUUACAGAAAGUUGGCGCUGAAAUGGCACCCGGACAAAAACCCCGACAACAAAGUGGAAGCAGAGAAGAAGUUCAAGGAGCUGUCGGAGGCGUACGAGGUUCUGUCUGACGCCCACAAGCGCUCUCUGUACGACCGCUACGGGAAAGAAGGUCUGACGGGCAACAGAGGCAGAGGAGACCAUUUCCAUAACGGAGAUCACUUCCAGGAGCCGUUCAGCUUCCGGAACCCAGAGGACGUCUUCAGGGAGUUCUUCGGCGGCGCAGACCCGUUCGCAGACUUCUUUGGCCCGAGCGUGUUCGACGACCCGUUCUUCGGCGCCACUCGCUCCCACAGCCGCAGCUCUCGGCCCAGGACUGGAGGCUCCUUCUUCGGGGGCUUCAUGGGCUUCCCUCCCUUCGGUGGAGGCUUCUCCCCGUUCGACCCAGGUCUCACGCUCACUUUGUCUCUCUGUGGAAACGUGUCCAGAGUGUCCUCCUCGGUCUCAGCGCUCUCUCCUCAGUCCUCCUCGGUCUCAGCGCUCUCUCCUCAGUCCUCCUCGGUCUCAGCGCUCUCUCCUCAGUCCUCCUCGGUCUCAGCGCUCUCUCCUCAGUCCUCCUCUGUCUCAGCGCUCUCUCCUCAGUCCUCCUCGGUCUCAGCGCUCUCUCCUCAGUCCUCCUCGGUCUCAGCGCGCUCUCCUCAGUCCUCCUCGGUCUCAGCGCGCUCUCCUCAGCCCUCCUCGGUCUCAGCGCUCUCUCCUCAGUCCUCCUCGGUCUCAGCGCUCUCUCCUCAGUCCUCCUCGGUCUCAGCGCUCUCUCCUCAGUCCUCCUCGGUCUCAACGCUCUCUCCUCAGUCCUCCUCGGUCUCAACGCUCUCUCCUCAGUCCUCCUCGGUCUCAACGCUCUCUCCUCAGUCCUCCUCGGUCUCAACGCUCUCUCCUCAGUCCUCCUCGGUCUCAACGCUCUCUCCUCAGUCCUCCUCGGUCUCGACGCUCUCUCCUCAGUCCUCCUCGGUCUCGGCGCUCUCUCCUCAGUCCUCCUCGGUCUCGGCGCUCUCUCCUCAGUCCUCCUCGGUCUCGGCGCUCUCUCCUCAGUCCUCCUCGGUCUCGGCGCUCUCUCCUCAGUCCUCCUCGGUCUCGGCGCUCUCUCCUCAGUCCUCCUCGGUCUCGGCGCUCUCGCCUCAGUCCUCCUCGGUCUCGGCGCUCUCUCCUCAGUCCUCCUCGGUCUCGGCGCUCUCUCCUCAGUCCUCCUCGGUCUCGGCGCUCUCUCCUCAGUCCUCCUCGGUCUCGGCGCUCUCUCCUCAGUCCUCCUCGGUCUCGGCGCUCUCUCCUCAGUCCUCCUCGGUCUCGGCGCUCUCUCCUCAGUCCUCCUCGGUCUCGGCGCUCUCUCCUCAGUCCUCCUCGGUCUCGGCGCUCUCUCCUCAGUCCUCCUCGGUCUCGGCGCUCUCUCCUCAGUCCUCCUCGGUCUCGGCGCUCUCUCCUCAGUCCUCCUCGGUCUCGGCGCUCUCUCCUCAGUCCUCCUCGGUCUCGGCGCUCUCUCCUCAGUCCUCCUCGGUCUCGGCGCUCUCUCUCGUCUCGGCGCUCUCUCCUCAGUCCUCCUCGGUCUCGGCGCUCUCUCCUCAGUCCUCCUCGGUCUCAGCGCUCUCUCCUCAGUCCUCCUCGGUCUCAGCGCUCUCUCCUCAGUCCUCCUCGGUCUCAGCGCUCUCUCCUCAGUCCUCCUCGGUCUCAGCGCUCUCUCCUCAGUCCUCCUCGGUCUCAGCGCUCUCUCCUCAGUCCUCCUCGGUCUCAGCGCUCUCUCCUCAGUCCUCCUCGGUCUCAGCGCUCUCUCCUCAGUCCUCCUCGGUCUCAGCGCUCUCUCCUCAGUCCUCCUCGGUCUCAGCGCUCUCUCCUCAGUCCUCCUCGGUCUCGGCGCUCUCUCCUCAGUCCUCCUCGGUCUCGGCGCUCUCUCCUCAGUCCUCCUCGGUCUCGGCGCUCUCUCCUCAGUCCUCCUCGGUCUCGGCGCUCUCUCCUCAGUCCUCCUCGGUCUCGGCGCUCUCUCCUCAGUCCUCAGUCCUCCUCGGUCUCGGCGCUCUCUCCUCAGUCCUCCUCAGUCUCGGCGCUCUCUCCUCAGUCCUCCUCAGUCUCGGCGCUCUCUCCUCAGUCCUCCUCGGCCUCAACGCUCUCUCCUCAGUCCUCCUCGGUCUCAGCGCUCUCUCCUCAGUCCUCCUCGGUCUCAACGCUCUCUCCUCAGUCCUCCUCGGUCUCAGCGCUCUCUCCUCAGUCCUCCUCGGUCUCAGCGCUCUCUCCUCAGUCCUCUUCGGUCUCAGCGCUCUCUCCUCAGUCCUCUUCGGUCUCAGCGCUCUCUCCUCAGUCCUCCUCGGUCUCAGCGCUCUCUCCUCAGUUCUCCUCGGUCUCACCGCGCUCUCCUCAGUCCUCCUCGGUCUCAGCGCUCUCUCCUCAGUCCUCCUCGGUCUCAGCGCGCUCUCCUCAGUCCUCCUCGCGCUCUCUCCUCAGUCCUCCUCGGUCUCAGCGCUCUCUCCUCAGUCCUCCUCGGUCUCAGCGCUCUCUCCUCAGUCCUCCUCGGUCUCAGCGCUCUCUCCUCAGUCCUCCUCGGUCUCAGCGCUCUCUCCUCAGUCCUCCUCGGUCUCAGCGCUCUCUCCUCAGUCCUCCUCGGUCUCGGCGCUCUCUCCUCAGUCCUCCUCGGUCUCGGCGCUCUCUCCUCAGUCCUCCUCGGUCUCGGCGCUCUCUCCUCAGUCCUCCUCGGUCUCGGCGCUCUCUCCUCAGUCCUCCUCGGUCUCGGCGCUCUCUCCUCAGUCCUCCUCGGUCUCGGCGCUCUCUCCUCAGUCCUCCUCGGUCUCGGCGCUCUCUCCUCAGUCCUCCUCGGUCUCGGCGCUCUCUCCUCAGUCCUCCUCGGUCUCGGCGCUCUCUCCUCAGUCCUCCUCGGUCUCGGCGCUCUCUCCUCAGUCCUCCUCGGUCUCGGCGCUCUCUCCUCAGUCCUCCUCGGUCUCGGCGCUCUCUCCUCAGUCCUCCUCGGUCUCGGCGCUCUCUCCUCAGUCCUCCUCGGUCUCGGCGCUCUCUCCUCAGUCCUCCUCGGUCUCGGCGCUCUCUCCUCAGUCCUCCUCGGUCUCGGCGCUCUCUCCUCAGUCCUCCUCGGUCUCGGCGCUCUCUCCUCAGUCCUCCUCGGUCUCGGCGCUCUCUCCUCAGUCCUCCUCGGUCUCGGCGCUCUCUCCUCAGUCCUCCUCGGUCUCGGCGCUCUCUCCUCAGUCCUCUCGUCCUCGUCUCUCGGUCUCGGCGCUCUCUCCUCAGUCCUCCUCGGUCUCGGCGCUCUCUCCUCAGUCCUCCUCGGUCUCGGCGCUCUCUCCUCAGUCCUCCUCGGUCUCGGCGCUCUCUCCUCAGUCCUCCUCGGUCUCGGCGCUCUCUCCUCAGUCCUCCUCGGUCUCGGCGCUCUCUCCUCAGUCCUCCUCGGUCUCGGCGCUCUCUCCUCAGUCCUCCUCGGUCUCGGCGCUCUCUCCUCAGUCCUCCUCGGUCUCGGCGCUCUCUCCUCAGUCCUCCUCGGUCUCGGCGCUCUCUCCUCAGUCCUCCUCGGUCUCGGCGCUCUCUCCUCAGUCCUCCUCGGUCUCGGCGCUCUCUCCUCAGUCCUCCUCGGUCUCGGCGCUCUCUCCUCAGUCCUCCUCGGUCUCGGCGCUCUCUCCUCAGUCCUCCUCGGUCUCGGCGCGCUCUCCUCAGUACUCCUCGGUCUCGGCGCUCUCUCCUCAGUCCUCCUCGGUCUCGGCGCGCUCUCCUCAGUCCUCCUCGGUCUCGGCGCUCUCUCCUCAGUCCUCCUCGGUCUCGGCGCUCUCUCCUCAGUCCUCCUCGGUCUCAGCGCUCUCUCCUCAGUCCUCCUCGGUCUCAGCGCUCUCUCCUCAGUCCUCCUCGGUCUCAGCGCUCUCUCCUCAGUCCUCCUCGGUCUCAGCGCUCUCUCCUCAGUCCUCCUCGGUCUCAGCGCGCUCUCCUCAGUCCUCCUCGGUCUCAGCGCUCUCUCCUCAGUCCUCCUCGGUCUCAGCGCUCUCUCCUCAGUCCUCCUCGGUCUCAGCGCUCUCUCCUCAGUCCUCCUCGGUCUCAGCGCGCUCUCCUCAGUCCUCCUCGGUCUCUGCUCUCUCUCCUCGGUCCUCCUGGGUCCUUGUUUGCGUCUCUAACCCUGUGCUUUCGUCCUCAGGUUUCGGAGCAUUCGGUUCGAUGGGACAUAUGGGUCACAUGGGUCACAUGGGACAUAUGGGACACCUGCAGAGCCUGAACGGCCUGGGUGGAGGGUUGGGGAUGGGAGGGGGCAUGGGGGGGAUGGGGGGUCUGGGAGGCGCUGGCUUCACCUCCUUCUCCUCUACUUCGUUCGGAGGCAGCGCCGCCGGGAUGGGAAACUUCCGCUCCGUCUCUUCAUCUACCAAGAUUGUGAACGGGAGGAAGAUCACCACUAAGAGAAUUGUGGAGAACGGUCAGGAGCGUGUGGAGGUGGAGGAGGACGGUCAGCUGAGGUCAAUGACCAUCAAUGGGAGAGAGCAACUCCUCAGACUGCAGCACAAAUGA
Knipowitschia caucasica is the source of this 4692-nucleotide messenger RNA. NCBI's taxonomy places the organism in Eukaryota, Metazoa, Chordata, Actinopteri, Gobiiformes, Gobiidae. The record is from the annotation of a GenBank genome assembly.